UCAGCCUCCCUGUGUGCCACGGAGGGAGCUCUCACUGUGAAAAGUACAGCAAGCCUCUCAUCAACAUCUCCAGGUCAGGAGCAAAAGUCCAAUGGUCAGCACCGCCCGCCUGCCUUCCUGCCUGGCCUUUGAAUGUUUGCAUCGCUACUCCUGCUCAGAGCACCCACACUGCAUGAGGGCUUGACCGGGUUUAAAGCAGAUCCGCAUUGAUUUAGAAAAGUUAGGCCGGUGAAUCGCAGUCAUGUCUGGACAAAAUAGAUUCGUGAGCCCGUUUCACAGACCCAAGUGUUUGGCCGCUGCAGCUCCGGCGGGGAAAGCCAAACUCACGCACCCUGGCAAGGCUAUUCUGGCAGGUGGGAUAGCAGGAGGCAUAGAGAUCUGCAUCACCUUCCCCACAGAGUACGUUAAAACGCAGCUGCAGCUUGACGAAAGGGCAAAUCCUCCCAAAUACAAAAGCAUCGGUGACUGUGUGAAGCAGACGGUGAACAGUCAUGGGGUGAGGGGUCUUUACAGAGGUCUAAGCUCACUGCUGUAUGGCUCUAUACCUAAAGCAGCUGUCAGGUUUGGGAUGUUUGAGUUCCUCAGUAAUAAGAUGCGCGAUGAAAACGGUAAACUAGACAGCAAGCGAGGAUUCCUCUGUGGCCUGGGGGCUGGAGUGGCAGAAGCUGUGUUUGUAGUCUGUCCCAUGGAGACAGUUAAGGUCAAAUUUAUCCAUGAUCAGACAUCAGCAAAGCCAAAGUACAAGGGCUUUUUCCACGGGGUGAGGGAGAUUGUUAGAACUGAAGGACUGAAGGGGACUUACCAAGGCUUAACAGCCACCGUGUUGAAACAAGGCUCCAACCAGGCCAUCCGCUUCUACGUCAUGACUUCACUGAGGAACUGGUACAAAGGGGAUGACCCGAACAAAGCCAUUAACCCCUUGAUAACUGGACUGUUCGGAGCGGUUGCUGGUGCUGCCAGUGUGUUUGGAAACACUCCCCUGGAUGUCAUUAAGACCAGAAUGCAGGGUCUCGAAGCUCACAAGUAUAAAAGCACAAUGGACUGUGCCGUCAAGAUCAUGAAGCACGAGGGACCAAAGGCGUUCUACAAAGGUACUGUUCCUCGGCUGGGUCGGGUGUGUCUGGACGUGGCCAUAGUCUUCAUUAUCUAUGAGGAAGUUGUGAAGGUCCUGAACAUUGUGUGGAAGACGGACUGAAAUGGGGCACUGCGCAAGCAGGAGUGUUGGGACAGGUCGUUCACAUUAUUAACCAGACCAGGUCCCAACCCAGUCUCCUUAAACCCUGCUUCUAGGUUCUAAUAUCUACCUCUAAGUGAUUUUCAGAAGGAAAGACAGGGAUCGGUAUGUUCUUGAUUUUAUUUGUAACACAGCUAUCACAAGUGGAAACAUUGUCUGCAAGAAAACAAGCUCCAGAUUGCAGUCGCUGCUUACACUUGCUCUUUUUGCCUAAAUUCCAGAAGGGGGGGGGGAGUUCCUUAAGAGCUCAGGGAAAGGAACGGGGCUUUUUAUUUGGAUCUAAAUGACUAAAGAAAUGGUGAACCUGGCAGCACAGAGAAGCGUGUCUUACCUGCUGCGCUUUGAGUUCAGUUAUACCAGCGCGAUGGAUGUACUUUAAUCAAAGAGAAACCAAUUUCUGACCCAACAUAAUGUGAUUUAGACACUGUAGAUAAAGAGAUAUACUUGAAAUGAAAGAUUAUACCAGAGAUCAGACAUUUUAAAGCCCUUUUAUAUGCAAGUAUUUAGAUUAAAAAAAACGUUAUUUCAUUUAGUACCUGAUGAAAUAAUUUAUAUUCAGAUGUCGGCAGAGGCUAUAGGUACAUUAACUAGAAAUGCCUUAAAUCAGUGGUUCUCAAUGUGGGGUCCUUAGGGGUGUUCCAGGGGUCUUUCUGGGUGUUUCAGGGGGUCCCUAGCAAAAAGGGGGAAAUCAUUUAUUUUCGCUAUUCCAUCCAUAAGUAACACAAUGAGAUAAACUAUUUUGGGUCACAGGUUUUAUACACUUUCUGUAAUCAAAUCUAAAAGUAAAAGCCCUAUCAGAGGGGCGAGCCCUAAUUAAUCGUGAUUCCAGUUAAAUUGCGUUGUAUAUGUACAGUGCACAUUUCCAGAAAAUUGUGGUUGAGGUGGUGUAGCAAGGGUUCGCUUUUAAGUUGCAGAGAUUUUUUAUAAAUCAAUUAACUUACUAGAGUGAUGCUCUAAAAAAGUGCCUAUGUGUUGUAUGAUUCAUUUUGAGAUCUUUUGAGAUUAACAAUGUCCGUAGUCACUACAGAUGUUUUAAUAAUGCACUCAGUUGCACACACUGCAGUGGUCUUCAUAUCUUAUUAAUUAAUUGUAACUUUUAGUAUUUCGAUGAAUUUUCUGCUUUUCAAAUCGCCUUAAUUGCAUAGACAUGGCUGUUUGAGGAAUGCCAUUAACAGUGCCUUCCAUAUCAUUCCAUGAAGGACGAGUGGUUUAGGAAUGCUUUUAUUGCAGAUUUCCCGGUUCUGUGUUUUAAUUUAGAACUGCGUUGCAUUAAUUGCCUUUUUACUUUUUACACCAACUGAUGACCCAAUGUGCCAACUGCUGCUCACGUAUAUUAACGACAUGUUACAGACUGGAGUUUGUAGCUUGGGAGUCUGACAUGUUUACAUGCAAUGCAAUUAAUUGUCUGACAAAUGUUUACUUUGAGCCACCUUGAUCAGCUUCAGCCUGACUUUGCAUACAUGUAGACUUUUUUUUUUUGUCAGAGCUAUUUAAAUAUCUUGGGAGUUUUAAUAUUAACACAUGAAACAUGUCCAGUAGUUAAAACCACGUAUUGUGCCUUCAGUCUAAUUAAUUCUAAUAUGGAUGCUGAAAAAUAAACAUUGAAUUAAACUGUUAA
Molecule: messenger RNA, 2852 nt
Organism: Micropterus salmoides (largemouth bass)
Lineage: Eukaryota; Metazoa; Chordata; Actinopteri; Centrarchiformes; Centrarchidae
Gene: slc25a1b
Product: slc25a1 solute carrier family 25 member 1b
Exons: 9
Coding region: 242-1195 (317 amino acids)
Biological process (GO): mitochondrial citrate transmembrane transport
Source: RefSeq, a predicted model, not a curated record